AUGGAGAUGAAGCAGAGCAUGGGGAUCCCGGGGCUCCUGUUGCUGCUGCUGGGACUAUGGGCGCUGGCGCUCCGGGACGCCGCUGCUGAAGCAGGUAUGAAAUUGACAGGAUCUCCAAUCAAAUUAAAGGUGUCCCAGGGUCAGCCGGUGAAACUAAAUUGCAGCCUCGAGGGAAUGGAGGACCCAGAGAUGUUGUGGAUCAAGGAUGGCGCGGUGGUGCAGAGUGUAGACCAGGUGUACAUUCCAGUAGAUGAAGAACACUGGAUCGGUUUCCUCAGUUUGAAAUCCGUUGAGCGGACGGAUUCUGGGAAGUACUGGUGCCAGAUUGAGAACAAGGGGAAGAAGGAAGAAUCACAACAAGUGUGGCUCAUAGUGGAAGGUGUGCCCUACUUUACUGUGGAGCCGGAAGAUUUGUCUGUGUCCCCUAACGCCCCAUUCCAUAUGGCCUGUGCUGCCGUUGGCCCUCCUGAGCCAGUGACAAUUGUCUGGUGGAUGGGAGACUCCAGAGUGGGGCUUCCGGACAUCUCCCCCUCCAUCCUAAAUGUGUCAGGUAUUAACCAGAGCACGGUUUUCUCCUGCGAAGCCCACAACGUAAAGGGAUUGUCUUCUUCUCGGACAGCCACUGUUUGGAUUAAAGCCAUGCCUCUCCCCCCUUUCAACGUGACCGUAACCCGAGUCACCAGCAGCAAUGCCAGCGUGACGUGGGUCGCGGGAUUUGAUGGCCGCUCCCCCCUUCAUUCUUGCAUAGUUCAGGUUGCUGAGUCACCUGAAGAUCACGAAGGCUCUACAGAAGUUGUCCCUGUCCCUCCUUUCACCUGUGGUUUACCAGGAUUAAAGCACUCCACCAAUUAUAGUGUGCGAGUUCAGUGCACUAAUGAGAUGGGCACCUCCCCUUUCACAGACUGGGUUUAUUUUCAGACCCUGGAGAUAGCUCCAGGAAGCACUCCACAAAACAUCCACGUCAUCCAGAGAGACACUAGCCUGGUUCUGGAGUGGGAAGGAGUGGCUCCGGACAUGCUGAAAGAAAAUCUACUGGGAUACAGGCUGGAGUGGAGUCAGGAUAACGUCACGCAGGGGGAAAUGACCGUACAAGAGGCAAAAGCCAAUCUUACGACAUGGAAUCCCCAGAAAGACCUUAUAAUCAGAGUGUGUGUACUGAACUCAGCUGGCUGUGGACCCUGGAGUGACACCUUAGUGGUUGCAGCCCAGGAGGUUGUAGAUGGCCAGAGACAACCACCCUAUGGGACAUCCUGGGUCCCUGUGGCUUUGGGCAUUCUCACUGCCCUGGUUACAGCUGUUGCCCUGGCACUCAUUCUCCUUCGAAAAAGAAGAAAAGAAACUCGGUUUGGACAAGUCUUUGGCACUGUGAUCGGCAGGGGAGAGCCAGUGGUCCAUUUCAGAGCAGCCAGGUCUUUCAACAGGGAAGGCCCAGAGCAGAUUGAGGCAACAUUGGACAGCUUAGGGAUCAGUGAUGAACUGAAGAACAAACUCAAGGAUGUUCUAAUCCAGGAGCAGCAGUUCACUCUGGGAAGGAUGCUAGGCAAGGGCGAGUUUGGAUCGGUUAGAGAGGCGCUACUGAAGCUGGAGGAUGGUUCUUUCCAGAAGGUUGCAGUAAAGAUGUUGAAAGCGGAUAUCUUCACCUCAAGUGACAUUGAAGAAUUCCUGCGAGAGGCUGCCUGCAUGAAGGAGUUUGACCACCCACACGUUACUAAACUGAUCGGAGUCAGCCUGCGAAGUCGCCCUAAGGGUCGGCUCCCAAUUCCCAUGGUCAUCCUGCCCUUUAUGAAGCACGGAGACCUCCAUGCUUUUCUGCUGAUGUCCCGGAUUGGAGAAAACCCCUUUAAUUUGCCUCUUCAAACACUACUCAAGUUCAUGAUUGAUAUUGCCAGUGGGAUGGAAUACCUGAGCUCGAAAAACUUCAUACACAGGGACCUUGCUACUCGGAACUGCAUGUUGGAUGAGAAUAUGAACGUGUGCGUUGCAGACUUUGGGCUCUCUAAGAAAAUCUACAGUGGAGACUAUUACCGUCAGGGCUGCGCCUCCAAGCUGCCAGUGAAGUGGCUUGCUCUAGAAAGCCUUGCAGACAAUCUUUACACAACACACAGUGAUGUGUGGGCAUUUGGUGUGACAAUGUGGGAGAUUGUGACACGAGGACAAACCCCUUACGCCGGCAUCGAAAAUGCAGAAAUCUACAACUACCUCAUCAGUGGCAACAGGUUGAAGCAGCCCCCAGAGUGCCUGGAAGACAUCUAUGAUCUCAUGUGCAGAUGCUGGCAUUCUGAGCCCAAGCUACGCCCUAGCUUUGGAAUGCUGAAAUUACAGCUGAAAAUGAUUCAGGGGAGAAUGUCCAUGCUCUCGUCCAGUCAGGAUCCUUUAUAUGUCAACAUUGGGGAGGCCAAAGAGACUUCUGGGAGCAACCCUGCCCUGUACACUUCAUUUAGAAAUUUGGACAGCGGAGAGAACAUUGCUGGAGCAGCUGCUGCUGUCACUAGUGACUAUCGCUACAUCAUGAGCCCCUUGUGCCUUGGAAAUGACGUUGGAAGUGAAAGGCAUCCCAAUGCAGCUGAAGGGGAGGCCAGGAGCCUUCUGCAGGAGCUGGAGUCAGAAGGAGAGAGAAGUUGUUAG
This is a messenger RNA of Emys orbicularis (European pond turtle), 2625 nucleotides long. RefSeq names its product TYRO3 protein tyrosine kinase (gene TYRO3). Gene Ontology annotation, molecular function: transmembrane receptor protein tyrosine kinase activity; protein binding; ATP binding. Gene Ontology annotation, cellular component: plasma membrane; signaling receptor complex. The coding region runs from base 1 to 2625 and encodes 874 amino acids. Lineage: Eukaryota; Metazoa; Chordata; Testudines; Emydidae. Gene Ontology annotation, biological process: positive regulation of kinase activity; cell migration; protein phosphorylation. The transcript has 19 exons. The record is from RefSeq and is a predicted model, not a curated record.